Zingiber officinale is the source of this 3993-nucleotide messenger RNA. RefSeq names its product MDIS1-interacting receptor like kinase 2-like. The record is from RefSeq and is a predicted model, not a curated record. The transcript has 2 exons. NCBI's taxonomy places the organism in Eukaryota, Viridiplantae, Streptophyta, Magnoliopsida, Zingiberales, Zingiberaceae. Gene Ontology annotation, biological process: protein phosphorylation; hormone-mediated signaling pathway. Gene Ontology annotation, molecular function: ATP binding; protein binding; protein kinase activity. The coding region runs from base 96 to 3734 and encodes 1212 amino acids. Gene Ontology annotation, cellular component: plasma membrane.
UUCAACAGCGGAGGCAGUGGCUCCUUCAGUGGAGCCAGCUGUGUGUGAUCGAAGCCAAACUUCCUUCCUUCCUUCCUUCCUCCUCUCCUCCGAGCAUGACGACGUUGAUCCUUCUCCUCCUCCUCAACUUCUUCUAUCCUCCCACAGCAACAACAGCAGCGACGGAAGCGCAGGCCCUACUCGACUGGAAAUCCAGCUUGUCUCAGCCCGACUCCCUCUCCUCCUGGUCCCUCAACUCCAGCACCCCCUGCCGGUGGCAUGGUAUCCGCUGCGGCCGCGAAGGCGAUCGAGUGGUUGAGCUGAGCCUGCCGGGCGCCAGCCUCAAUGGCACCCUCGACCACUUCGACUUCCCUUCACUGUCCCACCUCAACCGCCUCGACCUCAGUAACAACCUCCUUGUCGGACGCAUUCCGGCCGAAAUCACCGCUCUCUCCAAUAUCACCUCUUUGGACCUCAGCAGCAACUUCUUCAAUGAUUCCAUUCCGCCGGAGAUCGGGCAGCUGCAGCAUCUCCUCGACCUCCGUCUCUACAACAACAACAUUGGCGGUCAGAUCCCGUACCAGCUGAGCCAUCUGCGUAAGUUGCAUCACUUUGACCUUCAAUCCAAUUACUUGGAGACGCCGGACUACUCCGAGUUCUCUCCCAUGCCUGCUCUGACGUACCUCUCGCUGAGCCUUAAUAGCCUCGACCAGCAAUUUCCCUCCUUCAUUCUGAAUUGCACCCAAUUAGUCUACCUUGACCUGUCGCAGAACAAUUUCACAGGUUCAAUACCCGAAUCUUUGUUCACAAACUUGGAGAACCUUCAGUUCCUCAAUCUCACAAUCAAUUCCUUUCUUGGUCCUGUUCCUGAUUCCCUGGCGAAGCUGAGAUGGCUCCAAGACCUUCGUCUUGGGGCAAACAAGUUCACCGGAGAGAUACCACCCGUCCUUGGAACCAUCUCGGGUCUUCGAAUUCUUGAGUUAUACAAUAACUCGUUGGGCGGCCGAAUUCCUUCUUCUCUAGGUCAGCUUUCAUUCCUCGAACGCCUCGACUUGAAGUUUGCAGGAUUGAAUUCUACAAUUCCUCCUGAGCUGGGAAAUUGUACUCAUCUCAACUACAUUGAACUGUCGUACAAUCAACUCACCGGAGGAUUGCCACAGUCAUUCACCAAAUUAUCCGAGAUGAGGGAGUUUGGUAUCUCCAGCAACUUUCUUUCUGGGGAGAUUGUACCGAGCUUCUUCUCUAGUUGGCCUAAUCUCUUAUCAUUUCAGAUUCAGAACAACACCAUAACAGGGCAGAUUCCGCCGGAGGUUGGAUUCGCCACCAAUUUGACGCACUUGUAUCUCUUCACCAACAACAUUUCUGGUCAAAUUCCACCCGAGAUUGGGAACCUGGUUAAUUUGAUCCAGUUGGAUCUGUCGGUUAAUUUAUUGACAGGUCCUAUGCCGUCAACGAUUGGCAAUCUCCAUCAACUAACCUCCUUGGCUCUAUUCUCCAACAAUCUCUCAGGCGGAAUCCCUCCGGAGCUCGGGAACAUGACGGCAUUGGAAAUACUGGAUAUUAACACCAACCAAUUGGAGGGAGAGCUCCCCCGCAGCAUCGCACACCUUCCUAACCUCCAAUUCAUCUCCGUCUUCGACAACAAUCUCAGGGGCAGCAUACCGGAGGAACUAGGUUGGCAUGGUCUGAUUAGCACAGUCAGGUUCUCCAACAACUUCAUGUCUGGAGAAUUGCCACGCGAGUUAUGUAGAGGUUUCAUCCUCGAGGUGAUCACGGUGAACAACAACAACUUCUCUGGCGAGCUGCCAGCUUGCUUGCGCAAUUGCAGCAUGCUUUCUCGAGCCCGGUUUGAGGUGAACAACUUCAGCGGGGACAUUUCAAAAGCAUUUGGGGUGCAUCCUGAGUUGGUCUUCUUGGACCUCAGCGACAAUAACCUGACCGGUACGCUGUCACCGGAGUGGGGGCAGUGCAAGAGUCUGAGUCACUUCUAUGUCACCGGCAAUAGUAUCACCGGCAAAAUCCCGCCGGAAAUUGGCAACAUGACCAAACUAGAGGAACUUGGCUUGGCCUCCAACUAUUUUGAUGGAUAUAUCCCACCCCAACUUGGGAGCUUAUAUUCAUUGUAUAAGCUCAAUCUGAGCAACAAUCUUUUAUCAGGUUCCAUUCCUCAGCAGCUGGGAGCUAUAUCUCAUCUCGAAGAAGUCGAUCUGUCAGCUAACGACUUCACUAGUCGAGUGCCUCCCGAGCUCGGCAAUCUGCAAAGGCUUCUCUUUCUGGAUCUAAGCAAGAAUCAGCUGUCUGGAGAGAUACCAAAUGAGCUCGGCAACUUGAACUCCUUGCAGAUCCUGCUAGAUUUGAGCAGCAACUCUUUGUCAGGAGCUAUACCUUCCAAUCUUGGCAAACUCACAAAGCUGCAAAAGCUCAAUGUCUCCCACAACUAUCUCUCUGAUUCAAUUCCAUCAGCUUUGUCCGGCAUGUUCAGUUUGGAAUCCAUUGACUUCUCUUACAACAAUCUGACAGGACCAGUUCCAACUGGGACUGCUUUCAUGAACGCCACCUCUGGGGCAUAUGCCGGCAACGCAGGGCUUUGCGGCGAUGUGGCGGGUUUACUUUCUUGUAGUAACUCUUCUAGUGGCAGUUCUCACAAGGGCCACAAAAAGAGGCUCCUAAUUGCCAUUAUUGUGCCGGUGCUAGGAGUUCCGAUCUUGACCAUCGCUCUUCUGCUGGUCUUGCUGGCUUUUAGAAAGGAGGAAGAGAAGAGUGAGACAGUGAGCUCUGGCCAUUGGGCGAAAUCCGAAUCUUUGAUAUGGGAAAAGGAAGCGAAGUUCACCUUCCUCGACAUAGUGAAUGCCACGGACAACUUCAACGAGGUGUUCUGCAUCGGGAAAGGCGGCUUCGGGAGUGUCUUCAGAGCCAAGCUGUCGACCGGAGAAGUGGUGGCCGUGAAGAGAAUGCAUGUUGCUGGCUUCGGAGAUGUGCCGGAGAUCAACCGUAAGAGCUUCGAGAAUGAGAUCAGCGCUCUGACAGAGGUGAGGCACAGGAACAUAGUGAAGCUGUAUGGUUUCUGCAUGAGGAGCGGAUGCAUGUACUUGGUGUACGAGUACUUGGAAAGAGGCAGCCUGGGGAAAGUGCUGUAUGGGGAGGAAAGGAAUAGCCAGUUCGAUUGGGUGAAGAGGGUGAAGGUUUUGCAAGGGGUAGCUCAUGCUUUGGCCUACUUGCACCAUGACCGGUCGCCGCCGAUCGCGCACAGGGAUAUCUCAGUGAACAACAUCUUGUUGGAGUUUGAUUUCGAGCCUCGAAUAGCUGACUUCGGGACUGCCAAAUUGCUGUAUCCUGAUUCUUCCAAUUGGACCGGCGUUGCUGGAUCUUACGGCUACAUGGCCCCAGAAUUGGCAUACACAAUGAGAAUCACUGAGAAAUGCGAUGUGUAUAGCUUUGGAGUGGUAGCACUUGAAGUCAUGAUGGGAAAACAUCCAGGAGACCUCAUCUCUUCGUUGGCUUCCCUUUCAUCAUUGCCAGAGGGUGAUUUGUUCUUGAAAGAUGUACUUGAUCAAUGCUUGCCUUCCCCUACAGGGCAGUUAGCUGAGGAGGUGGUCUUCCUGGUGAAGGUGGCAUUUGCAUGUGUCCGAACUGAUCCUGAGUCUCGACCUUCCAUGCGAUCUGUGGCUCAGGAGAUAUCAGCUCGAACUCAGGCAUAUCUCAGUGAACCAUUCAGAACAAUCACUAUCAGUAAGUUAACUAACUAUCAAAAAUGAGAAGAAAAUAGGAAUUUCCAUUCUGCUAGGAGUUGCACGUAUAAACAAUCUCAUCUUUGAGUUACAACAUAUUAUAGGAAACCAAAUUUGUUCCGGAAGAAAGAUCCAAAGACUGUCAGAAUUUCAUGUUACUUAAUAUAUUGUUAGUGAAAGGAAUAGUAAAAUCCUAGUAAUUGAAUUGUUUUGGUUGUAUUACAUAUUGUGAUAUUUGUAAAUAAUAAGAACUGAAGUUGUUAAGGAAUUAAUUAUAUUUUGCUGC